UUUAUAUAAUAGUCAGAAGUCAGAACAAGAAUAGAAUUAGGAAAUCCACAAUUUAUCUCUAUAUAUUUUCACUUCAACUCCUCUCAAAGUCUCAAGUCUCAAGUCUCAAGUCUCAAGUCUCACCCUUCCAUCGGCUGUCAAAUUUAGAGCUGUUAUAAGAAUUGUGAUUUGAUUGAACACUUUUCAUAAUGGGAGGAGGAUUUAAAGUAUUGCACUUAGUGCGACCCUUUCUUCCAAUUCUUCCUGAGGUACAAGCACCAGUUAAGAAGGUCCCCUUCAGAGAAAAAGUAAUCUACACAGUUAUCGCAUUGUUUGUAUUUUUAGUGUGUAGUCAGCUUCCUCUAUAUGGAAUUCACUCCGCCAUGGGGGCUGAUCCUUUCUAUUGGAUGCGUGUCAUCCUUGCUUCGAGUCGCGGAACCGUCAUGGAGCUCGGUAUCACCCCCAUUGUCUCGGCUGGUAUGGUCACACAAUUCUUGGUUGGUUCUAAGAUCAUUCAAGUCAACAACAACGUCCGAGAGGACCGUACACUUUUGAAUGGUGCACAAAAGUUGUUGAGUAUUCUGUUUGCUGUUGGUUCAGCAGUAGCAUACGUUCUUUCAGGGAUGUAUGGCAGUAUUUACGUGCUCGGUGCUGGCAACGCCAUUCUUGUCAUCCUUCAACUCUGCAUUCCUGUAAUCAUUCUGAUGUGUGUGGAUGAACUUCUUCAAAAGGGAUACGGUCUUGGCUCUGGAAUUUCACUUUUCACUGCCACCAACAUCUGUGUGAGCAUAAUCUGGAGCUUAUUCAGCCCAACCACUAUCAACACUGGCCGUGGACCUGGGUUUGAAGGUGCUGUCAUUGCCUUGUUCCAUCUUUUGGUUACCAGAACUGACAAAGUUCAAGCCUUGAGAGAGGCCUUUUUCAGGCAGAACCUCCCAAAUAUAACCAAUUUACUUGCCACUAUCUUUGUCUUUCUCAUUGUCGUCUACCUCCAAGGUUUCCGCGUUGUUUUGCCUGUGCGAGCAAAGAAUGCACGAGGCCAACAAGGGUCGUACCCCAUCAAGUUGUUUUACACCUCAAAUAUGCCCAUCAUUCUUUUAUCCGCUCUUGUAACUAACCUUCAAGUCAUCUCACAGAUGCUAUACAAGAACUUCAGUGGGAGUUUCCUUGUAAAUUUGUUGGGAAAGUGGAAUAAUUCUGUCCCAAUUAGUGGACUUGCUUACUUUGUUACUGCCCCUAACAGCUUGGCAGCCAUGGCUGCAGAUCCAUUCCAUGCAAUGUUCUACAUUAUCUUUACACUUACAGCUUGUGCUCUAUUUUCCAAGACGUGGAUUGAGGUCUCUGGAUCAUCUGCCAGAGAUGUUGCCAAACAGCUCAAGGAGCAAGGCAUGGUUAUGCCUGGACACCGCGACUCAAACUUAGAGAAGGAACUUAACCGGUAUAUUCCAACUGCUGCUGCUUUUGGAGGAGUCUGCAUUGGUGCAUUGGCGCUUUUGGCUGAUGUUAUGGGUGCGAUUGGAUCAGGAACCGGUAUUCUGCUUGCAGUUACGAUUAUCUAUCAAUACUACGAGACAUUUGAGAAGGAAAGAGCAAAAGAACUUGGUUUCCUUGGACUUUGAUCGAGCUCCUUAGUCAUAGUUUUGCUAGCUUUAGGGAACAUAAUUAUUAGGUGAAUUGUUAGAUAUCCCAAGAGCAUGUAUGUAUUCCUCUUCUCCAAGAUCUAUUAUUAAAUUAAUCUGUAUAUUUCAUUUGAAUGGAUUAAUAUUUAUGUACAAAAACAUCAAAAUAAAUGCAUUUUUUUGACAAAUAC
This is a messenger RNA of Spinacia oleracea (spinach), 1789 nucleotides long. RefSeq lists its product as uncharacterized. Bases 189 to 1598 code for a protein of 469 amino acids. The transcript is spliced from 6 exons. The record is from RefSeq and is a predicted model, not a curated record. Gene Ontology annotation, cellular component: membrane. NCBI's taxonomy places the organism in Eukaryota, Viridiplantae, Streptophyta, Magnoliopsida, Caryophyllales, Amaranthaceae. Gene Ontology annotation, biological process: protein transport.